Messenger RNA from Akanthomyces muscarius, 1557 nucleotides. RefSeq lists its product as uncharacterized. Gene Ontology annotation, molecular function: carbohydrate:proton symporter activity. Gene Ontology annotation, biological process: transmembrane transport; carbohydrate transport. The record is from RefSeq and is a predicted model, not a curated record. Gene Ontology annotation, cellular component: membrane. Lineage: Eukaryota; Fungi; Ascomycota; Sordariomycetes; Hypocreales; Cordycipitaceae. Bases 1 to 1557 code for a protein of 518 amino acids. The transcript has 7 exons.
AUGGCCGCUUCCGCACGGCCCGCAGGCGCCAGCCGGCUCUACAGGAUCUGCCUGCAGCUGGCGCUCGGGUCGUCCAUCUGGGGCUACAACAUUGGCAUCCUCUCGUCGGUGCUGGUGCACCCGGGCUGGCGCCGCGCGCUGCAUCAGCCGGACCCGGCGCAAAAGGGCCUCGUCACGGGCGCCUACUACGCGGGCACGCUGCUCUCGUACCUGCUCCUCGCGCACCCGCUCGCGGACGUCCUCGGGCGGCGGUAUGCGGCGAGGGUCGGCACGCUGGUGCUGUGUCUGGGCGCGCUGGUCAUGGCAUCUGCGGCGGGACGGCAUGCGCUGCUCGUCAUGGUGAUGGGGAGAUGGAUCUGUGGACUCGGAGUUGGAGUUGUGAGCACGACUGUGCCGCUGUAUCAGAGCGAAAUGUCUCCCGCCAAGGAGAGAGGUAAAUAUGUCACGAUUAACCAUGUUGGUUUUGUGGCAGGCCUCGCAGCUGGCCUUUGGGCCGGGUACUUUAUCACAUUUUGGAAGAGCGAAGCUGGCGAGUAUUGGGGCUGGAGGACACUCGAGCUCAUCCAGCUGAUCCCGUCUCUCGCUUUCGCCGCCAUGCUGCCGUAUAUACCGGAAACACCGAGAUGGCUGCUUCAGAGCGGCGACAUGGAAAAGGCGAGCAAAGUCCUCCACUGGCUGCGUGAGGACGUCGUCGAGCCCGCAGACAUUGCGCAUGAGCUGCAUGCCAUCAACCACGACAUUGAAGCCUACCACCGCGGCCCAGGAUCAUUCGUGGGAAAAUCCCUCGCGCUGUUCCGGGAAAAGCCCCUGUUUGCGCGCAUGUGGCGGGCAUUCCUGCUGCAGUUCAUGGCGCAAAUGUGCGGCGCCACGGCCAUGAAGUACUACCUCCCGACGCUCCUCAAGGCGCUUGGACUUGGGACACGCCUUGCGCUGAUGGCGGGUGCUGUGGAAAUGACGGCCAAGAUUGGCAUGACUGUGGUCGAGAUGUGGAUUAUUGAUCGCUUCGGAAGAAAAGCGUGUCUUGCCGGCGGAAGCGUCGUCAUGGCUGUCGCUAUGCUUGUCAAUGGCGUGCUGCCGCAGAUGUUUCCCGGAAAUGGUAGCCCCGUGGCAGAUGCCAUCUGUAUCGCCUUCAUCUUUAUAUACGCAAUGGGCUACAGCCUAGGACUGGGACCGGCGGCUUGGGUGUACAGCUCAGAGAUCUUUCCAACAACGUACCGUGCCCGCGGUCUGAAUUUCGCUGCGUCUGGCGGCUCUAUCGGGAGCAUCAUUGUUGCUCAGAUAUGGCCCAUUGGCAUUGCCAAGUUUGGUAGCAGAGUCUACUUUUUCUUCUUCGCGGUCAAUGCCAUAUGCGUACCGGUAAUAUGGCUGCUCUACCCAGAGACCAAGGGAUGCGCUUUGGAAGACAUGGACUCGUUGUUCCAGAAAUACAGCGGCGACAGCGCCAGCGUGGGCCUGGAUGGACUGGCGGCGGACCAUGACGAGGAGGAGCGAGAGCCGAAUGGUGGCGCCGCUUCGUGCGAUUCGGCCAGUGAGGACCAGCCGCUACUCACACAAUAG